Messenger RNA from Haliotis rubra (blacklip abalone), 6177 nucleotides. RefSeq lists its product as uncharacterized. Gene Ontology annotation, biological process: endosomal transport. Lineage: Eukaryota; Metazoa; Mollusca; Gastropoda; Lepetellida; Haliotidae. Gene Ontology annotation, molecular function: metal ion binding. The record is from RefSeq and is a predicted model, not a curated record. Gene Ontology annotation, cellular component: early endosome membrane.
UCCCCACGGCGAAAAGAAAAAAUACGCAGUAGGGCCUCAUUUAGAGCUUGUUAUUUUUACAAAGUUCUUAAAAUGUGAUGUUGACUUAUUAUGAAUCGUUAUCUGUUCAAGGAGACAUGGAAUGAUAUUUAUCAAUUAGCAAAUGUUAUCAAACUCCGACGUAUUCCGAAAAAUCACGACCAGUCACGAAUGGAAAUAGGCUAUCUAAUAUGGCGACUGCAAGAGACUACCUCCACUGAGUCAGGGAAAAUUUGUUGUGAUUUGGUCUCCGGAAGUGCCUCAAGAAACCAACGAAAUGAUAUUUAGUUAAGUGACUCGGUAACAUCGACCAUGGAUUUUGUAGAUCUCGACAAAGUUCUUGAUGAGUUCGAAGAAGAAGAGAAGGCUGCAGACUCUCUGACCCCUGGCCAGGAAGUGAGGCCGAGUGGCUACUCCGAGUAUUUGGAGUCCCACCGAGACAAGCCAUGGGAGUCGUUGGCGGAAGUCCCUGUGUCUGGACUUGGCAUGCAGCUGGGGUAUGGCCUGGCAGGGAAGGGAAGCAUGGAAGGUAGCAUGUACGACUAUGAUACUCCAUAUGAUGCAGGGGGUAACAGAAAACAUGACUUCAUUGAUGCAACUCAUCUGGCAAAUCUAAAGAGAAAUGUUGCCAAUGUGGAGUUUGGCCGAGGUGACUUGGACCUGGGUGGUAGCAUUCAGUAUGGCAGUGGUAGCAAGCAGGAUAGCCUUCAGCACAGGAUUAGCCUGUCUGAAAAGGAAGCUGAUCUAGUGUCCAAGAGUAAUGAUCUGUCUGUUGAACCAAACUCAAUUUUGACAUUGACAGCCUCAGGAGAGGCAGAGAAAGAACACUGGAACAAUUCUGAACAGGACAUUGUUGAUGGUGAUAAUGAUAUUGGUGAUUCUGUGUAUUCCAAACAUAAUGGCUCAGUUGUUAAUGACGACUUCCAGAACUCAACAAAAGGCUUGGUAGCUUCCCAGGUGACCGCAGUGCAGACUGACGCCUUGACACCCAGAACUGAGAGAGAACUUGAUUCCGUACCAUUUCCAAAGUCGGACAUUAUUGUUGAUGGGCAUGGUAAUUCUGAAGUUAAUGUUAUAACUAAUUUCCAUGAUCAUAACUCAAUACCCAUUGGAUCUAAGCCUCAUGACCCCUAUCAGCAUUCUGCACCCUAUGCAAGACUCGAGUCGGUUCCCACAAAUCACACAGACUCUGUACUGAUGGAUUCCCACACCAAGUCAACAGAUAAAUCACCUGGUAUGCAGAUUUCUGAUAAUGUAAAUGGGACAAAAUUAGGUCAAGGUCAUUCCCAAUCUACAGGGGGAACAACUGUGGGGUUUGACAGUGUUGGUGGUGAUGUUGAUGAAAAUGAAAUUGAUCAGUAUCUCAAUGACUCAUUUGACACAUCUGACAGCAAGCAACAGAACCAGCAUGGUUUACCUAAACAGGUUAAUCCAGACAUUGUGCUUGACAUUGGUAGAAGUGAAAACUUCAUGAAUGAUCAAAAGGGUGUUGUGCAAUAUUCUCCUCUACCAGGCCCUGGUGGCGUGGCAAGUGUUCCUUCACAGAUCCCUCAUUCAGAGGGGAUGGAUGUGUCAGAGAACCAAACUCAAGUCUGUGAAUUAAUGAAUAGUAAACAGUCGCAGAAUGCUUAUAGUGAUUCUGAUGUGUUGACACAGACUGGGGGUCAAGAUCAGAUGAGAGAUACAAAUCUUGUUCCUACUCUUCAGUCCACCUCAAGGGAUGUUUCACCUGACUCCAGGAAACAACAAGGUUCCUGUGGAAAUGUGAACUCUGCAUCUGAAGAAUCAUCUUUAAGUGAUGCUGGAAGAUAUGGCAGUGCUGGUGGGUCUUCAGAGGCCAACUCCAGCCCCAGCGAACAGGGCAGUCCCCCGACUGUUGGGAUAGGAGCCAGGCCAAAAGAUCCAUCCUCCAUUAAAAAGAAUCGCCCUAAUAGUUUGUUAGGACUUUCUAAAGUCAAUAUGGCUUCUCCAUAUAAUAUUGUUCUUGAGGUUUCUGAAACUUCUGAAUCUGUAGCUCAAAUGGCAGAAGGACAUUUGCUAGCAGAGUCAUCCCAGAGUAGGGACAUGGCUGGUAGUGAGAUGAUGGAGCCACCUCCUGGCAGUGUUAAUCAGUAUGGAGGUAGUUUCCCACAGCCGCCUGGAGGAGAGGUCAGGGAGGUUCCUACUGCUCCUGGCAGUGAACAAAAACAACUGUCAAACUUUGAGAUCCGCCAACAGAUUGAACAGGAGCAAAGACAGAGGAUGGACAGGAUGUCGGUCGGGCAACACAUUAACCAACAAGAUGGACAGCCUAAUGACCAGCCUGUAGAUGGGAUGAUGGAAGGGGAGGCCAGUGAGGAUGAGGUGGUUGGAGAGGUCACUACCCUGGCUGGAGUUGGGGAGACGAUGGAUGACAUGCCGAUAAUGAGGCGGGGUGAGGAGCAGCUUGUCCAGCCAGGGCUCAACGUACCGGCUGGUAUGCCAGCUCGGCCCCACUCCUGGAGUCCAGGAUCAGGUCAGAUAGCCCCACCGGGCAAACUAAGGCGUCCCACCAGUCUGAACUUGCCCCCUCGGGGAGAGCUUGCCAUGGCUGGUGACCGGUCCCCGGACACAAGUGGGCGGAUGCGGGGCAUUGGAAUGAUGCAGGAGGAAAUCCCCGAGGAGGAGACAGCCGAGCAGUCAGUAGGGGAAGAGUACAGUGAAGGUGACGAAGGUCUUACAGAAGCUUCUGGGGUAACAGAUGAGGAGGGGUCUCUACCCAUGUCUAAUGAACCUCCCCCACCCUCCAUUAUCCACUCCAACCUGGGUCGGGUGGCCCCCACUUGGGUGCCAGACCACGAGGCACCCAACUGUAUGCAGUGCCAGGCCAAAUUCACGUUCACCAAGAGGAGGCAUCACUGUAGAGCCUGUGGCAAGGUGUUCUGCUCAACAUGCUGCAGCCAGAAGAGUGCUCUGGCCUACAUGGACCUGAAGGAGGCUCGGGUGUGUCAGCAGUGUCAUCAGCUUCUCCAGUCAGCUGAUUGGUCGCCGACCGGUGGUUCGUCUCGCCGGAGCCCCAACCCCAAUAACCCCAGCGAAUACUGCUCUACCAUUCCACCUCAGCAACAGGCUAAUGCACACGUGCCCCUGCCCACUGUUUUGGUACCGGUGGGCGUCCUUAAACGAGAGGGGAGCCAGAGAAGAGCAGAGCCCAAACAAGUAAUGUUCUCAGAUGGGAUUCGUCCUGGAGGAGAUUUGACAGAGCUGGAUGGGUCCAGUGAGGCUCGGCUCCCCCCUAGGCUGGGACGACUUCAGAAGAAGGUGGAGAAGGCACAAGGUAAAAAUGAUCCAAAAUCCUCUCCCAAGACAAGGAGGCUGAGAGGAACUGAGAAUGCCAGGAACAGGUGCUUGAUCCCAGAAGAUGGUCUUCCCCCAUUGUACUCCCUGACAGAUGCAGGCGAUGUCAGUCUUGAAGACAAUUAUGACCCAGAGAAGCAUUUGCCACAGAUUAAAAAUGAGGAAGCUGAACCAAUCAUAUUUGCUAUUAACAGCAACCUGCAGGUGCUUGUCAAGAUCCUCAUGUUGGACUGUUGCGUGAACCGUGAAUGCUGGACUUUCACGACGCGUGGCCUUUGCACUGUGGGUCAAGACGAGAUAAUAAUAAUUCUGGAGUGUUUCCCUGAUGAGAGCCGACCUGCCAGGGACAUCUUCUGUCACUUUGCCACCAUGUACGAAGAGGCCGGGAAAGGUAACACUGUGUCAGACAUGGGACAUACCAUCUUCAACCAGAGUUUCCUGGACAGUCGAGACCAUGGAGGCUUCCUCUACCUGCGGCCAACGUUCCAGUGUCUGCAGAAGCUGCCCUUGCCAUCACCGCCAUAUCUGUUUGGAGUCCUGCUUCAGAAGUGGGAGACGCCCUGGGCCAAAGUGUUUCCCCUUCGGCUUCUGCUACGACUGGGGGCUGAAUACAGAUACUACCCGUGCCCCUGUGAGUAUCGCAAUCGCAAGCCUGUGUUCUUUGAGAUUGGCCACACCAUCAUGAACCUGCUGGCCGACUUCCGGAACUACCAAUACAUGCUGCCGCAGAUCCGAGGAGUCCACAUACACAUGGAGGACAAGAAGACUGUCAUCAACUUCCCCCGCAACAGAUAUGAUGAGCUGAUGAAGAUGGUCAACAGCAGUAACGAGCAUGUGAUGGCAUUGGGCUCCAGCUUAGCUGAUGCGGACUCUCACCUUGUGUGUAUACAGAACGAUGAGGGCAACUAUCAAGCGCAGGCCAUAAACAUCCAGAACAAACCUCGCAGAAAGGUCAUGACUGGUGCUAGUUUUGUGGUGUUUAAUGGCGCACUGAAGACAAGCUCAGGACUACGAGCAAAGUCGAGCAUAGUAGAAGACGGCCUAAUGGUGCAGAUCCUGCCAGACUGUAUGGUGGCAGUGAAACAAGCCAUCAAAGAUAUGACCGACUACACAAUCGGCUGUGGCAGCGCUGCUGUUGACAAGCCAGAGGAGGUGGUGGUCCUGCAGUGGGUGGAAGAUGACAAGAACACCAAUGUCGGUGUGAAGAGUCCCAUUGACAAGAUGUCCCUUGAUGGAGUGGAAAGUAUCCACAUUCACAACUCCACGGACUAUGUAGGGGAGCACCGUGCAAUUCGAUGGACAGAUGUGUUCUUCAUCCAGAAUGAGGACAGUGGCGCACGCUGGGAGCCAGUGGAUCUGAGUCGGCUGGCAGAGACUCUAGCGUCUGCAACCUGCAUCUGCCUCACACAACACCUGGACCGUCUGAAGGAGGCAGGGACCGUCAAGAUAGGACUCCGGGUCACUCUUGAUACAGAACAGGUUGGUUAUGAGAUUGGAUCCAAUGGUGAGAAACUGGCUGACUUCUACAUGAACGACCUUGACAGUGGUCUGAUUCCAGUGAUUCAUGGAGCAGUGUCACAGAGUCAGGACGGCCCUAUUGUCCUGGAGCUCGUAUUCUAUGUCCUAGAGUGACUGCACUGUUACAGGUUGAUCUUAGCUGCUUCCUGCCAUGAAGAAAAUGUAACAAUUCCAUGCACAGUGCAAGUGCUUUUAAUGAAAACAUGAGGAUUAGAAACAAUCUUUUGCAGUAUGGUGUUCAUGUAUUGUGGGCAACAGAUAUAUUUUAAGAUGAAGCACAUUUGAUAGAGACUUCAGUGCCCUGUGUACAGAGUGGGGAGAUUGGGCCACAGUUCUUCCUCUGAGAAUGUAUAGUCCCGUACUGCCUGUGAAGUGGCAACAUUGAAUAUUUAAUUUUCUCUUUCAUCAUGCUAUCAGCACUUAUAAUGUUAUAUAUUUAACACAGUACAGAAAUCAGACCAGUAAUAAGAGUGAUGACCCGCUGACAGUAAAAACUUUGUCCAAGACAUCAGAUUUUGCUGUUCAGGAUUUCAGCUCUUACCUUACCAGAACCUUCUUGGUGUGACGGAACCCAUUCGGGUAGAUUUCACCAAAGUAGUAUGUUUCUGAUGUGUGCCACAUUAAACAGAGUCGCCGUGACAACCGAAACUAAAACUCACUAACUCACAUGUUUUCAUGAACCAGUUUCUAAGUUUGGCUGGACUGUUGAUUGUGGUGUCAAGAUUGCUCGGUUUUAAUUGUAGAUAAGAUGUGUAUAUAGUGUUGAAACUCCCCAUGUAUGACGUGGCCAAUGUAACAACAGAAAAUACCUAUCGGACAAUUAUCUCAAAUAGACAGGGUUUGUGAAUAAUGAGCAUCAAAGUUGUGUAUUGUGUAAGAAAACUGUUAUAUUUAUUAUUUAGUGGGCAGAUUGUUAUAUCCUUUGGAGAGAAAUAUAUUAUGUGCAAAGACAGUGAUCUGUAAAUGAGAUGUAUGUACAAAUGUGUGCCAACUAUGUUUGUGUCGUAUGGCGUAUGUAAUCAGUGGUGUUUUAGUAUUGAACAAUGAGUUUGGACUCAUGCACCUCAAGCAUCAACAUCUUGAGUUUUUAGAGGAACAUGUCACUGGAUUCAGUCUUUAAUGCUCAGUAUUUCUGUUGUAUCUGCCAGUGUGUCGGCCUGUCAACAGUAUACUGAACCAGUUUAUUGAUGUGUGCCUCAGAUAUCCAACUGGCCAGGCAUUUGUUAGUGAAUGCACUAUAUGACCCUCCAGUGUCAGCUGCAAGGCUUUGGUCCAAUAUUUCCUAAUCAUUUUCAAGGGAGGUUAUUAAACUGAAUAGUAACCUGA